AUGUCCGCAUACUCCCCCCCACGUCCAAUCAAGACUUUAUCCGAUACGACCCCGCCCAGCGACGACGAGCUGGACGCCGUGCACCGUCUCCUCGAUUACCUGGAGACGUUUCCCGCCGACGCUGGCGCCGUGGAGCUCAAGGACCAGCUCAGCGCGUUUACGCAUCACGACUUGCGCGCGGCGUGUUCUCGUCUCAAUUUGUGCAUCUCAAAGCGACAAAAUAAAAAGGGCGGGUACAUUUCCGCGCUCGUUGCUUAUUGGCUGGCGCUGACGACCCCUAAUUCCAUGUCCGUGUCGGACGUAACGCCACAAUCGACUCCCAGAAAGUCCCCGAAAAAAGGCUCGAAAUCUUCGAAGAAACCUGCGGGGAUGGAGCUCCCGGCUGACGUGGCCCAAUUUGUGCAGCUCUUUCCGCCCCACGGCCACGUUCAAGAGCUCCAGGACCAGCUCAAUGCCUGUCGCUCCCGCACGCUGCGCUCAGCGUGUGUCGUGCUGGAUCUCCAUCCACGUAAAAGCUGCACGAAAGUGGAUUUCUUGGGCCUUUUGGUCAAUUAUUGGCAGGACAGUUCGGCUGUGACGCCGAGUGUGGCUACAGAACUUGAGGAGGAGAAGGAGAUGGACGUGGUGUUAGCACCGCCACCACCACCGCCGCUGUCGUCGUCGUUGUCGUCGUCGUCUACCAAGAGAGUGCGAGUUGGGGACGAUGAUGUGAAGAAGGUGGUGAAAAAGAAGAAGAAUGUCAAGGAAGUCGAGCGUCGAGGAGGGGAUGUGGGGGACGACAAGACGGAGAAAUGGGCCGCGUCUCUGGACAAGGCCAAGGUCGUGAAAGAGUGGGCGUCUGCCAUUGAAAUCUUGUCUCGAGUCGACGGAAGUGCCGAGAGCAUCGAGUCGAUUAGGAGUUUGAUUGACAGCGUCGUGAACAGCGCGACGAGUGAAAUGUGA
This is a messenger RNA of Peronospora matthiolae, 942 nucleotides long. NCBI's taxonomy places the organism in Eukaryota, Oomycota, Peronosporomycetes, Peronosporales, Peronosporaceae. The record is from the annotation of a GenBank genome assembly.